Molecule: messenger RNA, 438 nt
Organism: Corylus avellana
Lineage: Eukaryota; Viridiplantae; Streptophyta; Magnoliopsida; Fagales; Betulaceae
Source: RefSeq, a predicted model, not a curated record
AUGCAGAGGAUUCUACAAGCAAGUCAUGAUUAUCUGUUUGCCCAGCGGAGGGGUCAGCCGAGGGUCUCUCAAGGUGGGGCUCCCGUUGAGCUUGGCUGGAAGCCUCCAGAAAUAGGUUGGUGCAAAGGGAAUUGGGAUGCGGCUGUUGAGAAGGAUGUGGGCCGAAUGGGUCUGGCUGUUGUGAUACGUGAUCCGGGUGGCAACUUGCUGGCGGCGAGAUGUGAAAUGCGCAUGGGUUGUCUUGCUCCAGCUGCGGCAGAAGCACAUGCAGUUUUAUUGGCAAUUAGGUUGUGCCGUGAACUGGGUUUCGAGUGGGUGCAGCUGGAAGGAGAUGCCAAAUUAGUGAUAGAUGCGGUUUCGUCAAUGGCUAAGGACUUUAGCAGGAUGGGGCAUGUUACUGAGGACAUCAAACAGGAACUGAAUUCUUUGGUUCAUUAG